UCCCCUUACUCACUUGGGAGUAGAAGAAUAAGAAACGAAAACGAGGAGACGAGGAAAAAUGGAAAAAUGGAAAAUUCGCGCAGUAUAUAAAAAGCUUCGUUCCUCAUCAUUUCUCCUGAUUACUCGCUGUGAGAGCAAGAGGCUAUUCAGUUGCUUUCUUUCAGCUUAGGGCAAGCAAAACGAAAACGCAAUAGAUUCUCUCUCUUUCUUUCUCUCCCAAUCCUCCAUAUUUGUUUCGCAGCUUCUUCCAAAUUCGCUCAGAUGACCGACAAAAUGGACUUGCUUCGAUCCAAUCUAUCGCGUGUUCGGAUUCCGGAGCCUACCAAUCGCAUCUUUAAGCAGGAAUGCUGCCUCUCCUUCGACACUCCGAGAUCAGAAGGGGGUUUGUUCGUUGACUUGAAUACAUUUCUAGCAUUUGGGAAGGAUUAUGUAGUUUGGAACUACGAAAGGACUGGAAAUCCUGUGUAUUUGCACAUAAAGCAAACAAAGAAGUUGGUUCCUGAAGAUAGACCUUCAAAGAAACCUACUCUCUUAGCUAUAGGAGUUGAUGGUGGCUUUGGUAACAAUGAGUCCGAAUACGAUGAAACUUACAAUAUAGUGAUACUGCCUAGUUAUGCAACUCUUCCAUUUCCUUCUGUGGAGCUGCCAGAGAAGGUAAGGUUGGCAGUUGAUGCCAUCUUAUUGGCUGAGGGCGCUGAGCGAAAAGAGCAACUUGCAGCAUGGACAGCUGAUAAGAAGCAGAUUAGUUCAUAUGCGAUGAAUCUGCAGCAGAUUGACAAUGGUGUUAUAGUUCCUCCUUCUGGAUGGAAGUGUGUGAAAUGUGAUAGAACUGAGAAUCUUUGGCUCAAUCUAACUGAUGGAAUGAUCCUUUGUGGAAGAAGAAAUUGGGAUGGAACAGGGGGUAACAACCAUGCUGUUGAGCAUUACAAAGAGACAGGCUAUCCUCUUGCUGUUAAGCUAGGGACAAUCACAGCUGACCUUGAAGCAGCAGAUGUUUACUCUUAUCCAGAGGAUGACAGUGUCUUGGACCCAAUUCUUGGACAACAUCUUGCCUUCUUUGGCAUUGACUUUUCAUCCUUACAGAAGACUGAAAUGACCACUGCUGAAAGAGAGCUCGACCAAAAUACUAAUUUUGAUUGGAAUCGGAUACAAGAAAGUGGACAGGAAGUUGAACCAGUUUUUGGACCAGGUUACACAGGGCUUGUUAAUUUAGGAAACAGCUGCUACUUGGCAGCGACAAUGCAAGUUGUGCUUUCAACGUGUUCAUUCUAUGAAAGAUACUACAUGAAACAAAGUUUAAAAUCGGCUUUUGAAACUGCACCUGCAGAUCCAACUGUUGACCUUAACAUGCAGCUAACAAAGCUGGCCCAUGGUUUGCUAUCUGGAAAAUAUUCUGUUCCUUCACCAGAGAAAUGUGAAAAGAUGAAUUCUUCUUCCUCAGCAAUAGAUGCAAAACAGGAAGGUGUACCACCUCGGAUGUUCAAAGCAGUAAUUGCCGCCAGCCAUCCAGAAUUUUCUACUAUGAGACAGCAGGAUGCCUUGGAAUUCUUCCUGCAUUUUGUUGACCAAGUUGAGCGACUGAAUUCUGGGAGUUCUGGAAGUGAUCCUGCAAGAAGCUUCAAAUUUGGUAUUGAGGAUCGUAUUGUGUGCUCCUCUGGAAAAGUUGCUUAUAAUAGACGGCACGAUUACAUUCUCUCAUUGAACAUCCCAUUACAUGAAGCUACUAAUAAAGAUGAAGUUGAAGCCUUUCAGAAGCUCAAGGCACAACAGAUCUCAGAAGGGAAGGAACUAGGUAGCGAUGAAAUUGUGCGACCUAGAGUGCCUCUAGAAGCAUGCCUUGCUAGCUUUUCAUCUCCAGAGGAGAUUCAUGAUUUUUACAGCACUGCGUUGCAAGCUAAGACUACAGCAACAAAGACUGCAAGAUUAACUUCCUUCCCGGACUACCUGGUCUUGCACAUGCGAAAAUUUGUAAUGGGGGAGGGUUGGGUGCCCAAAAAACUAGAUGUCUAUAUUGAUGUCCCUGACAUCAUCGAUCUCAGUCAAAUGCGUAGUAAAGGACCCCAGGCAGGGGAAGAGCUUUUGCCCGAGGCUGGUCCGGAGAAUGAGUUUCAGUCAAAUAAACCUUCAGCCAACGAGGAUAUUGUUUCUCAGCUUGUGUCGAUGGGAUUUAACCAUCUUCACUGUCAGAAAGCUGCCAUUAAUACCUCGAACGAUGGAGUUGAAGAGGCUAUGAAUUGGUUACUUCUUCACAUUGAUGAUCCAGAUAUAAAUGAUCCGAUCUCCCAGAAGGCCGAUUUUGUUGUUGACCAAACAAAAGUUGACAUGUUGCUUCAAUUUGGUUUUCAAGAAGCAAUUGCGAGGAAGGCCCUAAAGGCAUCUGGCGGUGACAUCGAGAAAGCGACAGAUUGGAUAUUUAACAAUCCUGAAGCUUCUAUAUCAUCAGACUGUUCGGAUGGCACUACAUCAAGCACACCUGCUAACCUCGACGCUGGGCUACCCGAUGGUGGAGAGAGAUAUAAACUGAUGGGAAUAAUAAGCCACAUUGGGACGUCUACUCAAUGUGGUCACUAUGUUGCUCACAUCUUCAAAGAUGGUAGAUGGGUUAUUUUCAACGACGACAAGGUUGGGGUUUCUGUUAACCCGCCUAAGGACAUGGGAUAUUUGUAUUUCUUCGAGAGGCUGAAAGAGUGACAAACCAAUUUCGUCAUAAGCAGUUGAGAAUUCACCCAAAAUAUGGUAAGAUGACGAGAGCUGAGGAGAAAUGGGAAAAUCAUAUUUCAGAUUCAACCGCUUCACCGCUAUGAUCGUUUUGUGGUGAUGCGAUAUUUCUGAUGCAAAAUUUGGAAAGAAAAGUGUCUUGUUGGGACUUAUUUCAUUGCUGUGUAAUGAAUGUCAUUCAAUGUUGGCUGGCUGCCUCCCUUUUCUCCCACAGUAAAUUUGUUCGCAAUUUGUUUCCAUGGUUUCUUUAACCACCGCUUUUCCAAAUUUCUGGAAACUAAAUAUGAAAAUAUAACCAGAAAUCUCGCUGCACUCUAUGAAAAGACCCGAAUAUCAUGCUAAAAGUUAAUUGUAAUUUCUUGUGGUUUUACUUUUA
Molecule: messenger RNA, 3094 nt
Organism: Momordica charantia (bitter melon)
Lineage: Eukaryota; Viridiplantae; Streptophyta; Magnoliopsida; Cucurbitales; Cucurbitaceae
Gene: UBP14
Product: ubiquitin-specific protease 14
Biological process (GO): protein deubiquitination
Molecular function (GO): cysteine-type deubiquitinase activity; protein binding; zinc ion binding
Source: RefSeq, a predicted model, not a curated record